CCAUACAUGAUGGUUGGGUUCGGUUCGAUCAAAUUUGGGUUCGUAUUGAUCGUUGCUUUAGCAAUUCAGGAUAGUAAACAAGAUGACGAAUUCUUCAACUCAGACCACAUUUGCCAAAUCUGCAAAUGCGAGGAUAAGGACACAGUGUAUAUUCUAAACUGUGACGAUCAAAGAGUGGACAAAGUUAUCGCCGAUUGGCCGUCAAAGACGAAGGACCUUUACGCUAGCUUUAGCCGUAACAACAUCGGCACAUUAAGGAAACAACCAGCUACAAAUAGUGUCUUAGAAUUAGUUUACUCAUAUUGCCAAAUCGACAAAUUAGAAGCCGAAGUGUUCUCCAACACACCUAACCUACUCUUCCUCGACCUAAGCCACAAUUUGCUCGAGAGCGAGGACAUAUACGAAAUUGUGUUCAGGGGACCGUACGUGAACGGCACUUGGAAUUCUUUGCCGUUGACAGGUCUUGAUUUAGCUUACAACAAAAUACACACCCUCAAACCAAAUGCAUUCAAACUUCUGCCCAAUUUGCAAGAGUUGAACUUGGAGGGUAACGAUUUUAGAGUUCUCGAUAUCGUUACACAAGGAGUCCUAGACUCCUUAGACAAACUAGAGAGGCUGAAUUUGGCUCACAACGAACUGACGGAAAUUACCGGAGGAACUAUAAGGAACUUGAAAAAUUUGGUAGAACUGGACUUGUCGUACAACGCCUUAGAUUUCGUACCUUUUACUUUGAACGAACUCAGUCAAUCUUUGGAGAAAUUGAAUCUUGAUGGCAAUCCAAUAUUUGAAUUAACCGAUAAAUCUUUCAUAGGCAUUAGAAACUUAAUCGACUUGUCCUUGAACAACAUGGAUAGGUUGGAGACAAUUUUGCCAAACACCUUCACACCUUUGAACGUUCUCCGUAAACUUCAACUAUCCAACAACCCCCUGUUAAAAAUAGUGGACAAAGAGACCUUCUCUGAACAUACGAACCUCGUGGAAGUCUACAUGAACAACAACUCGUUAAUAAACAUUGACCGGCACUUGUUGAACUGGCCGCAAUUAAAGAUAUUCGAGUUCAAAGACAAUCCUUUGACGUGCAGUUGUGAUCUGCUCGACAUCACGGAGAAUUUGAAUAGCAGGAUCACCAGAAAUUUGGACGGACCAACGUGUUUCGACGAAAACUUCGCUAAAUCGCGGCAAGUCUUUGAACUCAGCAGCGAGAUUUGCAACUCGAAACCGGAGAACUCCCCUUAUCACAGGGAAAAAGUGGACAAAGGUUAUAACACAAUGAAAAUGGCAAUGAUCACUUUGACCAUUAUCCUUGUUAUUACGGGACUGACGAUUGGCGGAGCCAUUUUCUACAUGAGAUACAAGAAGAGAAAUUAUCCAUUUGUCAGCGAAAUCCGAUAUAAUCCUGUUGCUGCUAUUAUGUAAUAUAUUUUUUUAAUUUAAAUAAAGCUUUUUGUUGUUUUUGUA
Messenger RNA from Aethina tumida (small hive beetle), 1458 nucleotides. RefSeq names its product leucine-rich repeat-containing protein 70. The coding region runs from base 7 to 1416 and encodes 469 amino acids. The record is from RefSeq and is a predicted model, not a curated record. Gene Ontology annotation, cellular component: extracellular matrix. Gene Ontology annotation, molecular function: protein binding. The transcript has 6 exons. NCBI's taxonomy places the organism in Eukaryota, Metazoa, Arthropoda, Insecta, Coleoptera, Nitidulidae.